AUAGAUUCUGCUGUAGCCCAAUCUGUGAGCCAGCAUACUGAGUGAAAACCCUUCCAUCUGAGAGCCUUACGAGAGCAUGAAGUGCUUCAGAGAGGGUUAAAACUGUGCCCUCUCCCGUCCACUUUUCCUCCUCCUCUCUUUGUGCCCUCUGUGCCACCCCCACAUGCCAGCACACUCCGUGACAGCUCAGCCAGCCUCCCCACGCACUAGCAACAGCAGCUAAUGAGUGUUGCUAUGGACCCUUCCAUCAAAGCUGAACCAUACUCUCCAACCAUCAUUCAGUGUUGUAGAUAGAUUGUCAGUGUUGUAGAUAGAUUGUCAGUGUUGUAGAUAGAUUGUCAGUGUUGUAGAUAGAUUGUCAGUGUUGUGGAUAGAUUGUCAGUGUUGUGGAUAGAUUGUCAGUGUUGUGGAUAGACUGUCAGUGUUGUGGAUAGAUUGUCAGUGUUGUAGAUUGUCAGUGUUGUGGAUAGAUUGUCAGUGUUGUGGAUAGAUUGUCAGUGUUGUGGAUAGAUUGUCAGUGUUGUGGAUAGAUUGUCAGUGUUGUGGAUAGAUUGUCAGUGUUGUAGAUAGAUUGUCAGUGUUGUGGAUAGAUUGUCAGUGUUGUAGAUAGAUUGUCAGUGUUGUGGAUAGAUUGUCAGUGUUGUGGAUAGAUUGUCAGUGUUGUGGACACCGCCCUUAAUGUCAACUACUCUGGUUUGACCUUUUGACCUCUGAGGUCUCAAAUGUAUUUGCUGAGAGCAAAGGCCUUGAGCACACACACACACACACACACACACACACACACACACACACACACACACACACACACACACACACACACACACACACACACACACACACACACGUCCUUUAAUGUUAAUCGGCCUGCGCCUUUGAGUCCCCCUGGCUGUACUCCCUUUUGCGGUUGCCAGAGGGGGGAGAAUUCUCCCUUGCCGUGUCCCUAUUGUUGCCAGAUUGCGUAGAAUUCUCCCUUGCCGUGUCCCUAUUGUUGCCAGAUUGGGUAGAAUUCUCCCUUGCCGUGUCCCUAUUGUUGCCAGAUUGGGUAGAAUUCUCCCUUGCCGUGUCCCUAUUGUUGCCAGAUUGGGUAGAAUUCUCCCUUGCCGUGUCCCUAUUGUUGCCAGAUUGGGUAGAAUUAUCCCUUGCCGUGUCCCUAUUGUUGCCAGAUUGGGUAGAAUUCUCCCUUGCCGUGUCCCUAUUGUUGCCAGGUUGGGUAGAAUUCUCCCUUGCCGUGUCCCUAUUGUUGCCAGAUUGGGUGGAAGUUUCCCCUGCCGUUGCCAGAUUGGGUAGAAUUAUCCCCUGCCGUGCCCCUAUUGUUGCCAGAUUGGGUAGAAUUCUCCCUUGCCAUGUCCCUAUUGUUGCCAGAUUGGGUGGAAUUUUCCCAUACCGUGUCCCUGUCGUUGCCAGAUUGGGUGGCAUCCCUAUCAUGUACCGUCUGAUUCUCUAUGGUUCCUCUCCAGUAUCCCUGCUGUGUGUCCAACCUCCAGACGAACACCAGUCAACCACAGCACAACACACAAACCAAAAACAGCUCCUGUGCCAAAGGUAACCAUGGAAACAGACGUUGGCUUUAAGGUUUCUGAAGAGCCAAUUAUAGUGUGACGUUAAAUCUUUUUACGCACACUCCUCUAUCUACACACUCAGCAACAGGUUUCUGAACUCUGUGUACUUCCAACUUUUGAAAAAUCAGAAGGUAUCUCUUCUUUCAUUUACUUCAGAUGAUGUAAUGUUUCUGAGGCCUUUCAACAGAGGUGUGCUGCCUGCGUGAUUCAUUAGUGUUGAGCGCUACCAUUUUCUGCUUUUUUGUUGUCCCUCACACCUAACAUUGUUACACCUAGCAAUGAUCUCCUCCAUUCAUUAAUCAUUUGGCCCUCUGUGAACGGUAAACUGUAUGAGAAUUGUAUGAAUUUAAUAAGAAGUGCUUUCUACACAAGAAUUACACAUGGUCAUUGCUAGUGAUGAAUAAACUAAAUUUGGAGUUAUGGGAAUACUGGGGGGGUUUCUGAAUAAGAACAACACAAAUACUUCUCAUAUACAGUUUUGUCCAACGUUGUAAGACGACUUUGUUGUAUUUUUUAGAAGUUGACAGCGUUGUAUUAUUAAUUGGACAAUGCAUGCUAGGAGUAGACGGCCAGCUGAUGCCUAGCUCUGGGUGGCGGAUUGCUGACACACACACGCACACAAGCCCAGCCCAGCCCAGCCCAGCCGUCAGCAGAUAGCUAUCUACUGAGAUCAAUGUGGAUGAGCUGUAUGAGGCAUUCUGUAUCCAGCGCAGGCUGAGGGAGGGAGCCAGUAAGAUGAAGCAGGCCUUCUCUGCAUCUCCCUCCACCAAGGCCACCAGAGAGAGCAUGUCAGAGGUCAACCGCAGAUACAAGGAGUACACAGAGAAUAUGAGCACGUUGGAGGGGGAGCUGGAGAACAUGCUGGGGGAGUUCCAUAUCAAAAUGAAAGGUCUUGCUGGUUUUGCUCGUCUCUGUCCAGGAGACCAGUAUGAGAUCUUCAUGCGGUAUGGGCGGCAGCGCUGGAAGCUGAAGGGGAAGAUAGAGGUGAACUCCAGACAGAGUUGGGACGGAGAGGAGAUGGUCUUCACGCCCCUCAUCACAGACCUCAUCAACAUCAAGGUGACGGAGCUGAAGGGCCUGGCCACUCACAUCCUGGUGGGCAGUGUGAUCUGUGAGACCAAGGAUCUGUUCACGGCCAUGCCUCAGGUGGUGGCUGUAGACGUUAAUGACCUGGGAACCAUCAAACUCAACCUGGAGGUCACAUGGUUUCCAUUCGAUGUGGAAGACCUGACCCUGUCUUCAGGGAACGUGAGCAAGGCCACCGCCCUGCAGAGACGAGUGUCUAUCUACAGCCAGGGCACGCCAGAGACACCCACCUUCCAGGACCAGUCCUUCUUUAAGUGGCACCCCUCCCCGACCCUGCAUCGCCUGUCCCCGACCCUGCAUCGCCUGUCCCCGACCCAGCAUCGCCUGUCCCCGACCCAGCAUCGCCUGUCCCCGACCCAGCAUCGCCUGUCCCCGACCCAGCAUCGCCUGUCCUUCCUCCACGGUCUGAGGAACUCCCUGUUAGAGAAGCUGAGACGCAGUCGCUCCUUUGGCGACCUGGUCUCCCUCCAACCCAGGCCCAAGUCCAGCCUGGAGGGUUAUGUGACUGAGUCCACCCUCCCUGAUGACGUCUUUGAGAACGGUGGGUGUGGUAACACCGAGUGCAAGCGCCUCUCCUUCACCUUCUCCGAUACUUCAGUCUCCUCCCCCAGCCUCGCCCCUGGCCAGUCCAACCCCGAAAUCACCGUCACGCCCCCUGAGACAUGCCCCCAGCCCCAAAUCCCCAACGUUGAAGUCACCGUUCGAAUACACGCAGACGUAGUGGAAGAGGCAGAGGAAGGUGAGGAGGAAGCGGAGAGUCGCGGUAGCAGCGGUAGCAGCGGCAGCGUGAGUACCAGCCUGGUCAGCGAGGAGGCGGAGUCAGAGUGGGAGAGGGCGGAGUCCCAAUGUAACAGAGAAUCCGUCUCUCUCUCGGAGAGGCAGUUGUCUGCGGUCGCUCCCGGGGGUGUGUGUCCGGACCUCGCUGGGCCAGACAGGGACGGUGAUGAAGAUGACAGCUCGGAGCUACUGAAGCCCGUAGAACUUGACACUGAAGAACCAGGCAGCUUGACCAGGCAACUGGUGAGGAGACUGACAUCGUCUGACAUUCUGCCCGAGGCGGGGGUUCUGAGCUGGGCUGGGGAGGGGAGCCGGGCCUUCUUGGAGAGCAACCUGGAAGAAACCCUGCAGAGUCUGCUACUGAGGCUAGAGUCACUGGGACAACGCUGUAGAGAGCUACAGGACCUGGAACAGGAAGUGAUGCGCCUGGAGGACAUACUCAAGUGCCGCCUCCCGGGCCACAGGAGCAGGUCGUCCAGCCUCACUCUGAUGGUUGAGAGCGCCCUGGAGAGCUUUGACUUUCUCAACACCUCCGACUUUGACGACGAUGACACGGGUGAUGACCACACCCUCCAGCGCUCCGUGUUCUUUGACAUGGAGGCGGACAGUAUCGGACCUGGGGGCCCGCACCCAGAGGUCAGGGGUCACCUGAGUGAAGCACUGACGGAGGACACCGGGGUGGGCAACAGUGUGGCCGGCAGCCCCCUGCCUCUCACUACCGGCAACGAGAACCUGGACGUGGCUAUCGUCAUUCACCUGCAGUACUGCGACCAUCUCAUCCAGCUCCUGUCCAGUGGGGGGAGCCCUUGGCAGCGUCGAGCCCAGCUCCAGAAGCUCUCAGCUCAGACUCAGCUGCUAGAGGAACUAGGAGAGAUCAGCACAGAACGCCUGGGGAGCAUCACCUCUGCUGCUGACGUGCUCCCAGGGCUGUCGGAGCGGCCUGCUCGUAUGGCUCUGUGGUCGGAGUGUAGUGGUUCUGGUGCACUGUUCCACGCUACGCUGGACCGGGUGCUCAAACACAUGCACCACUGCUACACUCGCCCACUGCAGGAGAGACACCCACACACCGCAGCUGACACGGUGAUCCGGCUGGUGGUGAGUGAGAUGGUGGACAGGAGUGAUCUGGCCUCCUCCCCUACCUGCCACCCCCCUUCGGCCCGGUCCCAGGACGUGGUCCCCCCUUCGGCCCGGUCCCAGGACAUGGUCACAGUGUUUCAGUUCCACAGCUACGUCUCAGAGCACAGCGUGGAGGACAUGGAGGAACACCUAUUGCAGGUGGCCAGAGAAGCUGUGUUUGCGGAGGGCCUGAGUGGUGGCGACCCGGAGCGUUGUCUAAAGGAACUGGAUGAGGUCUCACACACCGGCCUGUGUCCCCGGCAGCAGACCCUCAGGGCGCUGGCUUCCCUCCUCUCCCACCAAGACCCCCAGCUCAGCGAGGCUGCAGCUGCCUACAUCACCUCUGCUUCCUCACACACACCCUUCAGGUCAAAGGCAGUGGAUUGCUACACACAGGCCUUGUGGGAGGCUGGAGUUCAAACCCAAAGGUCUGCCUGUGUUGCUCUUAGCUGUCUACAGGCAGUAGAGAGCCUCCAGGCGGUGGUGUCACUGUGCGACUCGGCAGACGAGGAGCUUCGCCAUGUUGCCAUAGAAACCCUGCUCACUUUCGGUGAAGAGGGCCACCUGGCGUAUGAGCAGCUGGACACGAUGCCCCGAGAGAUGGUACGACUGGGGACGCGGCGAGGGAACGCCGUCACCACCGCCUUCUGAAAGCACAGGACUAACUAAAUGAACCUAGGAGCCUCACAUCCACAGGAGGGGGACCCCCCUAGAACAACCCCCCGCGCCUGUGCUUUGAGCCAUGCAGACUAGACAUGUGUUUAAAUGGACACAGCUAGGGGGAGUGGCCGCAUCAACGCAGAGGAGCCCAACUAAACAUGGAAGGGCCACGUCUCAUCCUUAAACAGACUGGUGUAAAUCCUAACUGUCCAUUCUCUGACCACCACUGCACAGACAGAGCAUCUCUACCAUCACAACUGAUUAUGAUUAUCACGGCUGUGUUUGAUAUAUGAUAUCCUUAUAUAACUGCUAUUCAUUUGUUUUAGGAGGUGACGUUCAUUAGACAAAAGGUUAUUUACGCUUUUCGAAUUGCACUGUGUCAGACAUGUAAAUAUAAUAGCAUUAUACUCUGAACUGGAUUUAUUUGGUCUUAUGUACUGUUGAGAUUCAGGGAUUUUACAGACCGUUUGAACACUUUUUGUCAGAGGGUGCCGUGGAAGAUCAUUUAGGGGACAAAUGACAGUCAAAUCGCUCGGAAGGAGGUAGUUAAAAGCAACGCUCGCAAGUCCUCGUCAACAUGCAUAAAGAAGGAAGUCUUUCCCUAAAUAGUAGUUACCAGUAAGCAAUGUUCUCACUCCAACAUGCACAACAUGAAGAGAGAGUCAUACUUGGACUGCCUUUCAAACGAAGUUCUCUACUCACACAUGCCUGGGAUCUACAUUCCGAGAUUGAAUGUCUGCUUGCUGGGAACUGAUGAGAUUUGAUCAUGAUUUAUUUCAUUGGAAGCAGGUACGACUGGAGGAGUGAGUGUGAGUCAGGGAUAGUUAGUAUGAAAGGAGAAUGCACUUUCUCCACAACUGUACAGUGCAGAACCAAGGGCCUGUCUAAGGGGAUGAUGCUUCGAAUCGGCAAGGACCGAGGCUAUAGCGCUCUGCCUAGCUUUUUAUGCCAGUUGUAUCUAUACUACUGAGUCCGGGGCUUCUUCAGCAUGACAGUGUUUUUCUCGACUUAAUUUAUUUACGUCACAUUUGUGAUUCUAAUAUUUAAUUUACUUUUGAGUAAGAGGGCAGAAUGCAGAUACUAUUUCACAUGUAAAAGUUGUAUAUUUGGUGUUUUUUUGCUCAUGUUUGAUUUUUUAAAAGUUUCAUUAAAAAAAAGGACUCAUUAACAUGGGAAUGAUCUUGUUACUGGAAAUAUAUAUUUUUCCACUCUUUUAAAUGUAUUUGUACAUUAAGUAAGAUGGCUGGCUGGUAUUAUUUGGAGGAUUUACGAACGUAAUCAGAGAGCGUUUCCCCCACUACUUUAUUACGCAAGGAAAGCCUGAAAAUGAACAUUUAUUCUGAAGAUAUCUUUAACCUGGCCACUACACCCAGGCUCACCUACAAAGAACAACCAUCAGAAUUAUCAUCUUAAUCCUGUGACAUGAGAUCGGCUUCUUACCGCACUGUCCUAAAGCCAUAACGAUACGAAAAGGUGUGUUUUAGGCGGUAAUAUGUGAAAUUAUUUGUUAUUUUGUAUAUUAAAGCUUUAAAAUAUGUGAAAGUUGUUACUAAAACUGGAGAUGGCUUAGAGUUUGGCCUGGUGUAUGUUGAUCAUGGUCUUUAU
Messenger RNA from Oncorhynchus keta (chum salmon), 6803 nucleotides. RefSeq names its product rho family-interacting cell polarization regulator 2-like. The record is from RefSeq and is a predicted model, not a curated record. The coding region runs from base 2295 to 5189 and encodes 964 amino acids. The transcript is spliced from 19 exons. Lineage: Eukaryota; Metazoa; Chordata; Actinopteri; Salmoniformes; Salmonidae.